AUGAGGUCUUUUCUCUACGCCACCGUGAUUGUUGGCCUUGUAGCCUCAAUCGCUGCUCAAAAUAUAAAGCCUGUAGGCGAACUGUUCCAAGUGGACUUUACCACCAACAACCAAGGCGGAUGCAAUUAUGUUGGCCAAGCAAACAUGCAACAGAUUCUUCAAGACGCUUACGACCUUGGUACUAUCGGUAGUCAACUCGUCUCAGACUACAAGAACAACGUUGCUGAAGCGCGGCUUCUCCUUGAUUCCUUCUUUCAGGUGCAGAAUCCGCCGAUGAAUGAAAACGAGUUGGAGGACAUAUCAGGUGCAUAUAAACAGGUUUCGGAUUGGAUCUUGAAUGGCGGCCCCUACGACAAUGAAAGUAGAGAUAAUACACCAUUCCUCUUCUGCUUUCAUAACUGGCUUCAGAAAAAGACUAUGAAUGAUCCAGCACAGGAUGAAAAUGGAGAAACAUAUCCAAACGUGGAGUCAGGGGGGGCUCCAUUUCUAAUACGAGAUAGUGAAGUUUAUCGGAAUAUGCAACAAAAAGAAACGGAAGAGGCGGAGUUGGAUACUCCUGCUCCUCCAUAUUGGAGCUAUAAGCAUCACGCAUAUAUUUUCGAUCGGUCAUACGGCGGACCAAAUACAGGAAUGUGCAGCCGCGGCAAGUACGCAGGAGGCACACAGCAUGUGUUGAAUCCAAGCAGUAUCACGCUUUGCCCAUUUUUUUUUGGCACGACGAACGCCCGAAGUGGAGGAAUAAAAUACGUGGCCCGCAGAUCUGUGGCUCCAAAUCCUAUACCCAGGGCCAGUGUAAAGACUGGCCUGAAGAAUGCCCAAACUCUUUCGGAUGUCACGCCUACGGCGACAACACUAUUACAUGAGCUAUUUCAUCUUGUAUCGGGAAAUGAGCUAACCACACCUCCUCCACCGGGAGAGGUUUAUGGGCUUUUGAAGGGCGAGGGAGGAAAUCCCAAUAAAAUCGUGGGACUCGAUUUUGAUAACGCUUCGGAGAACCCAGAGUCUUUUGCUCUGGCUGCCGUAGCAUACGACUACACACUCAACUGGCCACCUGACAAUGCUGGUAAUAGGAUCGAGUUUGAAGCUGGCUAUACUACACAGGGGUAA
This is a messenger RNA of Talaromyces marneffei, 1107 nucleotides long. RefSeq lists its product as uncharacterized. Lineage: Eukaryota; Fungi; Ascomycota; Eurotiomycetes; Eurotiales; Trichocomaceae. Gene Ontology annotation, molecular function: metallopeptidase activity. The transcript has 3 exons. Bases 1 to 1107 code for a protein of 368 amino acids. The record is from RefSeq and is a predicted model, not a curated record.